Paramecium octaurelia is the source of this 468-nucleotide messenger RNA. NCBI's taxonomy places the organism in Eukaryota, Ciliophora, Oligohymenophorea, Peniculida, Parameciidae. The record is from the annotation of a GenBank genome assembly.
AUGAAAUCUGAGUGUUUAUACAAUUCAAAUCGAGAUUCUUUGUUAAAAAGUCAACUACAUAAAAAAAAAAGACAAACAUUUACCUAAUAUACCACUAAUUCUGAAACGAAGGAGGAAUUCAUGAGCAGAUAAAAGAUUUACGAGAAAUUAUAUAAAUCCUAUUAGUAUAAGGAAUCAAUCCAAAAGGAAUUAAAGUAAUAAAAUCCAACUAAAGAAGGAGAUGGAAUUAAAAACUAGAUUCUUCAAAAAAGAGAAAUUUAUGCAAACUAUUUCAUAUAUAAAGACAAUCAAUUAGAGCAACAAUAGAGAUCAAUUGAAACAAUAGCUGAGUUUCUAAGGAACUAGAAGAAACUUGCUAUGGAUAAAUAAGUUCCAAUUGAAUGCAAAUAGAAAUAAUAUAACUUACUAAUGAUCCUAGUGAUUGCCCUACCUAUCUUAUGCAUCUUGACAGUUUUAGCGGAGCUUUGA